Molecule: messenger RNA, 964 nt
Organism: Miniopterus natalensis
Lineage: Eukaryota; Metazoa; Chordata; Mammalia; Chiroptera; Miniopteridae
Source: RefSeq, a predicted model, not a curated record
AUGGAGUGGGUGCCUCUCGAUGAGGUGGGAACCAGAAGAGAUCGCAGAAGAGAUGUGAAUGUGCUAAAGUCAAAUUGUGAUGACUGCACAACUCUACUAGAUGUGAAUGUGCUAAAGUCAAAUUGUGAUGACUGCACAACUCUACUAGAUGUGAAUGUGCUAAAGUCAAAUUGUGAUGACUGCACAACUCUACUAGAUGUGAAUGUGCUAAAGUCAAAUUGUGAUGACUGCACAACUCUACUAGAUGUGAAUGUGCUAAAGUCAAAUUGUGAUGACUGCACAACUCUACUAGAUGUGAAUGUGCUAAAGUCAAAUUGUGAUGACUGCACAACUCUACUAGAUGUGAAUGUGCUAAAGUCAAAUUGUGAUGACUGCACAACUCUACUAGAUGUGAAUGUGCUAAAGUCAAAUUGUGAUGACUGCACAACUCUACUAGAUGUGAAUGUGCUAAAGUCAAAUUGUGAUGACUGCACAACUCUACUAGAUGUGAAUGUGCUAAAGUCAAAUUGUGAUGACUGCACAACUCUACUAGAUGUGAAUGUGCUAAAGUCAAAUUGUGAUGACUGCACAACUCUACUAGAUGUGAAUGUGCUAAAGUCAAAUUGUGAUGACUGCACAACUCUACUAGAUGUGAAUGUGCUAAAGUCAAAUUGUGAUGACUGCACAACUCUACUAGAUGUGAAUGUGCUAAAGUCAAAUUGUGAUGACUGCACAACUCUACUAGAUGUGAAUGUGCUAAAGUCAAAUUGUGAUGACUGCACAACUCUACUAGAAAUCAUUGAACCGUACACUCAAAAUGGGCCAAUUUCAUAAUAUGUAAAUUAUACCACAAUAAAGCUGUAGCCAAACAAAAAAAGGAAAUAAGGAAACCAGACUAAGAGUCCAUGACAGGCCAAGGAGACCACACAGCCUUAGGUUGAAAGAAAUGAGUGGAGUCCUUCAAGCCAACACGCGGCCACCGGCU